CACACUUUAUGUGAAACCCGGUGACUUCUCGUGGAAUCUCGCGAUGGCUGACUCAGACGAGAACACAGCACGGAAAACAUGUCGGGUCUUGUCAACAACACAAGCAAGUCAUGAACAUAUAUUGUUAACAGACAUGCCAUAAAGUCCCACUAAAUAGUCACCCAGCCAUCAGUGCUCACAUCCCGCUGUCCCCAUGACAACCCCUCCUCUGGCCCAGUUCCCUGGGCAACAGGCUCAGGCAGCUCGGGAUGUGAACACAGCCUCGCUCUGUCGGAUCGGACAGGAGACGGUGCAGGACAUCGUCUUACGAACCAUGGAGAUCUUUCAGCUGCUGAGAAACAUGCAGCUGCCGAAUGGAGUCACCUAUCAUCCUAACACUCAUCAGGACCGGUUGGGGAAACUGCAGGAGCACUUGCGGAUGCUCUCUGUCCUUUUCCGCAAGCUCCGUCUCGUCUAUGACAAAUGCAAUGAAAAUUGUGCUGGUCUGGACCCCAUCCCUCCUGAGCAACUUAUCCCUUAUGUAGAGGAUGAGAGUUCUAAGAUGGAUGACCGACUGGCUAAUCAAAUGCGUGCAACCAGUGAAGAGAGAAGAGAAGUACUGGAAGUAAAUAAGAAACUGAAACAGAAGAACCAACAGCUGAAGAUGAUUAUGGACCAGCUCAGAAACCUCAUCUGGGAGAUCAACUCCAUGCUGGCUGUCAGGAGCUGAAACACACACUCACACACAUAUGCGUGUGCAUUCAUACACUGUUGUACAUACACUGACUGUAUAAGCUGCAUUUACGAGCUCUGUUUUCAGCGGGACACGUAAGAUAGAUAGAUGCAGGAAACAGCAGUGAGGAACAAAAUUGAGAGAAGGUAG
Messenger RNA from Carassius carassius (crucian carp), 862 nucleotides. RefSeq names its product mediator of RNA polymerase II transcription subunit 30-like. Gene Ontology annotation, cellular component: mediator complex. The record is from RefSeq and is a predicted model, not a curated record. Gene Ontology annotation, molecular function: transcription coregulator activity. Lineage: Eukaryota; Metazoa; Chordata; Actinopteri; Cypriniformes; Cyprinidae. Gene Ontology annotation, biological process: positive regulation of DNA-templated transcription. The transcript has 5 exons. The coding region runs from base 194 to 709 and encodes 171 amino acids.